Pyrus x bretschneideri (Chinese white pear) is the source of this 1392-nucleotide messenger RNA. RefSeq names its product cation/H(+) antiporter 18. Gene Ontology annotation, cellular component: membrane; endomembrane system. Bases 322 to 876 code for a protein of 184 amino acids. Gene Ontology annotation, biological process: regulation of pH; proton transmembrane transport. The transcript is spliced from 3 exons. NCBI's taxonomy places the organism in Eukaryota, Viridiplantae, Streptophyta, Magnoliopsida, Rosales, Rosaceae. Gene Ontology annotation, molecular function: antiporter activity. The record is from RefSeq and is a predicted model, not a curated record.
AAUUUGCCACUGUCCUGACAAACCGACAUAGACAAAUUCUGAAUUUGUUACCUAAAUUAUCUAUUAGCAAAAUGCUUUUUAUCAACCAAAAAGUGUAAAAAGACAACUUCGUGGAGUUAACAGAGAAUCCGGUGGGACAAUCUCCAGCUUCAGGUACUGGCUACACUCCCAAUUCAGAGCCAUUUCUGAAAAGCUCUGUUUCUGCCAAGUCCAGGUGGGGAUUCAUAUUUGAUCCAACCCAACCUGCUGGCACAACAAACAGUUGGCAGAUACUGAAGUUGAGUGUUCGGUUUUUUGUUUGUGGACGUUGAUUUGGGAGAGAUGGCUUCCAAUGCUCCAGCAGGGCAUACAUGUUCACCUCCAAUGAACGCCACAUCAAACGGUGUGUUCCAGGGGGACAGUCCUCUUCAUUUUGCACUGCCUCUCGCUAUUUUGCAGAUAUGUAUUGUAGUUAUAGCUACUCGGGUUCUUGCUUAUGUUCUGAAGCCGUUAAGACAGCCACGAGUCAUUGCGGAGAUUGUUGGAGGAAUCCUACUUGGGCCAUCAGCUCUGGGACGGAACAAAAGUUAUCUUCAGGCAAUAUUUCCACCGAAGAGUAUCAUUGUGUUGGACACCAUAGCAAACCUCGGUCUCCUAUUCUUUCUAUUCCUUGCAGGCCUAGAGAUAGAUCCUAAAUCCAUACGUCAGACUGGAAAACAAGCCCUUGCCAUUGCCGUAGCAGGAAUAACCCUCCCAUUUGCAUUAGGAAUCGGUUCAGCAUUUGUCCUCCGAGAAACCAUAGCCAAAGGGGUAGAUGCUACUGUAUUUCUUGUGUUCAUGGGUGUGGCCAUUUCGAUAACUCUGAGAAACCAUAGCCAAAGGGGUAGAUGCUACUGAAACUCUUGAACACUGACAUUGGAAAAAUGGCUAUGUCGGCUGCCGCAGUUAAUGAUGUGGCCGCCUGGAUUCUACUCGCUCUUGCUGUUGCCCUAUCUGGCAGUAACCAAUCUCCCCUUGUUUCACUAUGGGUCUUCUUGUCUGGGUGUGUGUUUAUUAUUUGUGCAAUUGUCAUUGUUCCUCCAAUAUUCAAAUGGAUGUCUCAACGAUGUCAUGAAGAUGAACCUGUUGAUGAGAUCAAUGUAUGCGCUACACUAACUGCUGUUCUGGCUGCUGGUUUUGUUACUGAUACAAUUGGAAUUCAUGCCAUGUUUGGUGCUUUUGUGGUCGGAGUUCUUGUACCAAAGGAGGGGCCAUUUGCAAGUGCUCUUGUGGAAAAAGUAGAUGAUCUUGUAUCUGGUCUCUUUUUACCGGUGUACUUUGUGUCUAGUGGACUGAAGACUAAUGUAGCAACAAUUCAGGGCUUCAGUCGUGGGGACUGAAGAAAAAUGAUGAGAUCUGUGUGUUAAAAGUUAA